Anoplophora glabripennis (Asian longhorned beetle) is the source of this 612-nucleotide messenger RNA. RefSeq lists its product as uncharacterized. The record is from RefSeq and is a predicted model, not a curated record. Bases 1 to 612 code for a protein of 203 amino acids. The transcript has a single exon. NCBI's taxonomy places the organism in Eukaryota, Metazoa, Arthropoda, Insecta, Coleoptera, Cerambycidae. Gene Ontology annotation, molecular function: nucleic acid binding.
AUGUUUACAGACGAAGCUAACUUCUCUAGAAACGCUAUAAGAAAUUUCCAUAACAAUCAUGUUUGGGCCGAAGAAAACCCGCAUGCAAUUGUGAACUUUAACAAUCAAGAACAAUUUUCCGUGAAUGUUUGGGUUGGAAUUGUUGAAAAUCACUUAAUUGGACCUUUUUUUCUGCCACAAAGGCUAGACGGCCGUACAUAUCGUCGGUUUCUAGAGGAGGAUUUGCCCGUAUUACUUGAAGAAGUGCCACUUUUAACUAGAAAUAGAAUGUGGUUCAUGCAUGAUGGUGCACCAGCUCAUUUCCAUCGAGAAGCAAGAGAAUAUUUAAAUCGCACAUUUCAUGACCGAUGGGUAGGCCGUGGUGGACCCCAACAAUGGCCCCCCAGGUCCCCAGAUUUGAAUAGUGCGGACUUCUUCUUAUGGGGGCAUCUGAAAACUCUGGUUUACAACACUCCGGUUAACACUGUAGAAGACCUGAGGAAUCGCAUAAGAGCUUCCUGUGAUGUAAUAAGGAACACUGACAACAUUUUUCAAAGAGUCCGCACUAAUAUGAGAAGAAGAGCUGAAGCAUGUAUCCUUGCAGGUGGAGGGCAUUUUCAACAACUGAUGUAA